CCUGCACUCAGCCCUGCACGUAGCUGUGGAGGGUCUCCCAUGGGACACCACCCCCUCCUCAGCCACAGGAGAGGAGGCCUGGCCUCUGCCCCCAAGCACGUGGACACCAGCCUAUACAACAUCCAGCGACUGCUGCACAUCUGAGGGAGGAAGCACAUGUCGGCCACUGAGGUACAGCUCUCUUGGGAUAGCUUUAAUAGGAGAGUCUUCCGGCUGGACCCGGGCAGGCUGACGACCCAGAGGAGCAGGCCCGAGAGCAGCGCUACCGAGGAGGCACGGGGCCUGGCCCUGACCUGCAGCCUCCGGGAUGGGGAGCAUGGUGGCCGCGCACAGAUUAGGCUGCUGGAUGAUGAGGCCGAAGCCACUGGCCUCAUGCAGAUCAUGGAAGCCGUGCCGGGCUGCAGAGUGGGCGGCCUGCACGCCACCGUGCCCAUCCAGGGGGUUAACCAGCUGCAGAAGGCCAGUGUCUGUCUCUGCCAUGUCUGUGAGAAGGAUGAGGACUUGGUGACCCAGGAGUUGGCGACCUGCCCACUAACCCAAGACCUACUGCAGGAGGAGCUGAGGCAAGGUGCUUUCAAGAUCUACGUGUGGCAGGGACGCAUGUCCAGCCUCCAAGAGAAAAAGGCUGGCUUCAGCCCGGCUCUGGGCCUCAUCCAGGCCAAAGGCGACCCGACCGACACCCACGUGGAGGUGGUGAACGCCGGCGCGGGAACAGGAGGCAGCGCAGGGUCGGUAAAUCGGCUCAGGGCGCGGGCCCGGCUCCGUCUCAGCAGCCUCUGGAGUCCUCGCUGCUUGUGUGUCCCGGGCCCGCACGCCAACUGCGUCCUGGCUGACAGCGGCGGCGCAAGUGUGGUGGGGCCCGACUUGCGCCCGGGCCCGCGGCGGAAGGUCACCUGCAGCCCCCUGUGCCAGCCCGGCACAGAUGAGGCACGCGCCGAGGCCAAGGAGAGCUUUCUGGCCGGGCACAGACUGGGUGCGCAGGUGCGGUGCGCCCAGGAACCCCGCGGGCAGCCGUGGGCCCCGGCGGGUCGCACACUGUGUGCAGGCAACUGCUGCCUCACCCUCCACACAGACCAGAAGACGGGCCGCGUCCAGUGUAUCCUAUACCUGUGGCAGGUGCGCUGGCCCGAGCGGGGUGGCCGGCACCUUCGGGCCCCGGAGCUGAGGCCCCGAGAACGGGAUCUAAGAGCCGCUCCAGGCCCCCACUGUCCCCACCUGCAAGGCCGCCACGCCACCUCCCGCGACGCCGAAGGCCCGAACUGCAAAGCCGCGGAGCCCUGGUGCAGGCGCACGCCAGCAGCUCCAGGAGCGGCCGCUGCUUCCGUUUCUGCCCCUGCUCCCCGGAGCCGCCACAAAGCAGAAGCACAGGACAAGGGGCGCACGGGGCACAGUGGGGAGGAGUGGCCUGCACCUGCCACCAGGCUCUUCCACGUGCAAGACACCGACAGCUACAAUGCCAGGACCGUGGAGGUGCCAGCCCGUGCCUCAGCCCUCCCCCCAGGGAUGCCUCCUCGGCCCUCCCUCCAGCUAGGGACGGGUCUCCGCCCCCACGAGGGCGCAGACUUCGUGUCCAGCCUCAGCCAGGCCAGGCGCGGGUUCCUGUGGAACCUGAUGCUCCCCAGAGUCCCCUGUGAGGGGGGAGGGCUGGAGGUGAAGACCCCCUCGGGGCCUGACCCAGCUCUCCGUGGGGUGGGCCAGGGCCGCAGCGGUGGCCAGCGUGAGAUGGCGCGGGCAGUGGUCACUGCCAUCCCUGCGGAGAACAAGGGAACGGUGCUGGAGAGUCGGGAGCCCCCCCACUUCUGGGGGGAGGCCCUGGGAGGCCAGGCCCCCUACCCCAGCGACAACAGGUACAGGAUUGGGAGGAGGGCGAUUUCCUUCCACGGAGGAGCCCUGGCUAACUGGGAGCAGGAAGAUGCCCCGAGAGCUGGGUCGUGGCGCCCUCUGCUGGUGAACGUGCUCCCUGCCUUGUCCCAGUCCCGGACCUUAUCAGUGACCGAGGGCAAGACAGCAAAGCCCCAUUUCCCUGCCCACAGUCCGCAGGGGCCGAGCCCGACGGAGUGCUCCAGCCGCCCGGCCCUGGCAGAGAGGGUGCUCUUUCGCCAAGAGGACCUGGACACGUGUGACGUCAUGUCACCGGACAACCUGGCAGGAGGUGGCGGCCACCGCUGUCCGGCCGGGCGGGGGUGGCAGGCGGCGUCCGUGCCUGUGCCGCCGGCGCGAGGGUGCGCGCAGCUGUGGGAUGGGGCGAUUGUGUUUGUGGGCGGCCACGUGACUGUGGGGGUGGCCAGGCGCCCUCUGUGGCUUCGGGAAGCUGCCAGUACGUGGAAGAAGGCGCUGGUGGACUGGGGCUGGGAUGCGGCAGGGAGGAGCCCCGCCACGCCCCGUGUGCCGGUCAAGCAGAGCCAUGAGCCCCCCACCUUCGCCGGAUGGCUCCCCACCUGGGACCCCUACAAGUGGACUAGCAGCCAGUCCCACAAGGAGGUGCUGGAGGGCAGCCUGGGAGCGGCGCCGGCCACAGCUGAGGUGACAGCAGCGAGCACAGGGUCCUCCGGGCUCCCACCAGGGUCCGCGCUCGCUCCGCACAAUCCGGAUGGGCAGAACGGGCCCUGGCGGAGGGCCAAGCAAGGGCAGGCCCCCCAGGCCCCCCAGGCCGGCUCAGGGCAUGGGCUGCAGCCAGGACCCAGGGCAGGGGCGCCGGCACCGGCUCCAGCGGCCACCACGGCAGCCCCCGCCCGCGGUCAGGGGAGCCCGCCCCGCGAACAGCUGCCACGUCGGGCUGCCCAGGACCCGCCGGAGGGUGUGGGCCCAGCCCUCAAGGGGGCGCCCACCGCCCCUGCCACUCACCACCCCUAA
This is a messenger RNA of Hyaena hyaena (striped hyena), 2853 nucleotides long. RefSeq names its product villin like (gene VILL). The record is from RefSeq and is a predicted model, not a curated record. Lineage: Eukaryota; Metazoa; Chordata; Mammalia; Carnivora; Hyaenidae. Gene Ontology annotation, cellular component: actin cytoskeleton; cytoplasm. Gene Ontology annotation, biological process: actin filament severing; actin polymerization or depolymerization; barbed-end actin filament capping. Gene Ontology annotation, molecular function: phosphatidylinositol-4,5-bisphosphate binding; actin filament binding.